Molecule: messenger RNA, 1149 nt
Organism: Piliocolobus tephrosceles (Ugandan red Colobus)
Lineage: Eukaryota; Metazoa; Chordata; Mammalia; Primates; Cercopithecidae
Gene: FNDC11
Product: fibronectin type III domain containing 11
Exons: 2
Coding region: 118-1089 (323 amino acids)
Molecular function (GO): protein binding
Source: RefSeq, a predicted model, not a curated record
GGGCUCUGGGAAGUCCGCGCGCGGCUCCGCUUCGGAGGCAGGACAAGUGGGUGCGGGUCUGGGGCGGCGGCGGGGUCUGGGAAAGGCGGGCUGGGGGUCUCGGGAAGCUCCCGGAUAAUGAACUCCCACGUGGUAGGCCUGGGCCUGGACAAGAUGAAGCUGGGCAAUCCCCAGUCCUUCCUGGACCAGGAGGAGGCAGAUGACCAGCAGCUGCUGGAGCCAGAGGCGUGGAGGACCUACACCGAGCGCCGCAAUGCCCUGCGUGAGUUCCUGACUUCGGACCUGAGCCCGCACCUGCUCAAGCGCCACCACGCCCGCAUGCAGCUGCUGCGUAAGUGCUCCUACUACAUCGAGGUCCUGCCCAAGCACCUAGCCCUGGGCGACCAGAACCCGUUGGUGCUGCCCAGCGCCGUGUUCCAGCUUAUCGACCCCUGGAAGUUCCAGCGCAUGAAGAAGGUGGGCACAGCUCAGACCAAGAUCCAGCUCCUGCUGCUCGGGGACCUGCUGGAGCAGCUGGACCAUGGCCGUGCUGAGCUGGACGCCCUGCUCCAGUCGCCGGACCCACGGCCCUUCCUGGCCGACUGGGCGCUGGUGGAGCGGCGGCUGGCGGACAUGUCGGCCGUCAUGGACAGCUUCCUGACCAUGAUGGUGCCGGGACGGCUGCACGUCAAGCACCGCCUGGUGUCUGAUGUCAGUGCCGCCAAGAUCCCGCACAUCUGGCUCAUGCUGAGCACCAAGAUGCCCGUCAUGUUUGACAGAAAGGAGUCGGCGGCCCACCAGGACUGGGCCCGGCUGCGUUGGUUCGUCACCAUCCAGCCGGCCGCCUCGGAGCAGUAUGAGCUGCGCUUCAGGCUGCUGGACCCACGGACGCAGCAGGAGUGCGCCCAAUGUGGCGUCAUCCCCGUGGCUGCCUGCACCUUCGACGUCCGAAACCUGCUGCCCAACCGUUCCUACAAGUUCACCAUCAAGAGGGCCGAGACCUCCACACUGGUGUACGAGCCCUGGAGGGACAGCCUCACCCUGCAGACCAAGCCGGGGCCCCUGGAGGGGCCCGCCCUCAGCCACUCUGUCCGAGAGAUGAUUUUCUAAUAUUUAUCCACUAAUAAAGAGGAGUGUAAAUGCACAUACGGAAUUAAAGACACAAACCUA